AUUCCUUACACUUUUUACUAGAGUAAUGAAGUAAUGAUUCGUUUGCAAUUUCAUGCUCAAACCCGUCGCCGAUCAUGUCAGGGGGAGGAAUCGUCGUCGACACCAACCCUCUCGUAGCAUUCUGAAUCGACGUUCUUUGGUUAUCGUCGUUGAUUCAUCAUCGAGCUGCAAUUUUUACUCUAGGUGACUAGUUAUUUCUGUUCUAAAUCCCGAAAAGAUGAAUCGAUUGAAGGAGGGUUUGCGUUUCCUAUCGAAGAUCAAGUUUACCAGUCCCCACGAUGUCUCUAGGGUUCGUGAUUUUCCGAUUGUGUCUCGGCGAUUCGGAAGCAAAGUGGAUUAUCAAUUGACUAGGGACUUCCUCGUGAAGCUUUGGGUUGCUGAUUUCAAAAUGAGAAACCCUAGAGGGAGGAGAGGUCAAAAUGAUGAUGGUGAUGGUGAUGGUGUUACCAGGAGGAGAGGUAAACAUGGGGUUGUGAAGCAACCUCCUGUUAGUCAAUCUGUCACUGGCUUCUUAGAACCACAUUCUCCACAAGAGGCCAUGGUAGCACCUCUGCUUGCCAGGUCCAACUUGCUAAUUACCAGAGAUAUCGAAUGGGCAAAUCUUGUACUUGGCUUUGAGCAGGAAAAUCGUUAUGCCAUUGUUGAUGCAUGCUACCCCCAGUCGCCUGUAGGGUUUAUGCGUGAACAGAGCAACGUCAUUACCAGACAGUUGCUUCGUCUACGGAGGCCUUUUGUUGCAUACAUAACUGAUGCUAUGGGGAAUGAACUCUUUAGAGUUCGCAGACCCUUUUGGUGGAUAACAAGCUCAAUUUAUGCGGAAAUUGAUGGUAAGGAAAUUGGAGUAGUUCACAGGCGGUGGCAUCUCUGGAGGAGAAUCUAUGAUUUGUACCUAGGGAAUAAGCAAUUUGCGGUGGUUGAGAAUCCUGGCUUGUGGAAUUGGACAUUCACCUUGAAAGAUAUUAAUGGUGAGGUUCUUGGUCAAAUAGAUCGUGAUUGGCGGGGUUUUGGCUUUGAGAUUUUGACUGAUGCUGGUCAGUAUGUGAUUCGAUUUGGGAGCUCUGAUCCCAGCUCCAAGAUUGGCCUUGCUUCUGCGAUUCAGGACCUGGAAGUCAGUCGCCCACUAACCCUUGCCGAGAGAGCUGUAGCAGUAGCACUUGCUAUAUCACUGGAUAAUGACUACUUCUCAAGACAUGGAGGCUGGGGAUUGCCAUUUAUGGCCGUCACUGAGUAAACUUGAUUUGACAGAGAGCAUCAUCUGGUUAUCUAUGAGCUGCGUAAUCUCUGAAGCCAUUCUUUACCAGGUAGUUUUGGAAAUUGGUGUUCUAAGCUGACACCAUGGUUGACUCUAUCACAUACUCAUGGUAGCUGAUACAGGGUCCAUUUCUUCCUAUGACAAAAUCACAAUUUUAAUUCUGGUAUUCAACUGGUGUCAAUGUUAGUAUAGUGGUUGUUAUAAUUUUCAAUAUUGUAACCAAUGUGACGGGAUAAUGAGACAAAAACUGAUUGAUUGAGGGUACACUUUUCUUGCAAAACAAGUUUUCUAGCAAGUAAUUGAGUUGCGCAAGGAAGAACUUGUACAAGAUAGACCUCAAAUCAAAUGCUACAAGAGAGAGCUCAUUCCACACGCCAGAUUUUGGUGGCGCAAUUGAUGAUCAAAAGCUCAAAAUGUUAUAUAAUCAAUUGAAAGUCAAUUAAUGCAUUUGUAA
This is a messenger RNA of Lotus japonicus, 1706 nucleotides long. Its product is annotated as altered inheritance rate of mitochondria protein 25. NCBI's taxonomy places the organism in Eukaryota, Viridiplantae, Streptophyta, Magnoliopsida, Fabales, Fabaceae. Gene Ontology annotation, cellular component: plasma membrane. Gene Ontology annotation, biological process: plasma membrane phospholipid scrambling. The record is from RefSeq and is a predicted model, not a curated record. The transcript has 11 exons. Bases 218 to 1231 code for a protein of 337 amino acids. Gene Ontology annotation, molecular function: phospholipid scramblase activity.